ACAUUAUCACCACCGCUUUCUCGGUUCCUUCCUUCAAAAACCAGUUAUAACUCCCACACCAUUUCUUUCUGUUUCCCUCAUCACUCACUGCACCAAAUUUCGUUCUUCCAAUGGCACGAGUGAACCUGGACGGAAACUCGAUCCCGAUGCUGGCGAUAUGCAUGAUCGGCGGCGGCGGGUUCAUCGGAUCUCACCUCUGCGAGAAGCUGAUGGCGGAGACCAACCAUAAGGCCGUCGUCGUCGACGUCUCGUCCGAGAAGAUCAACCACCUCCUCGACAGGUCCCUCCCCUGGGCGCACCGCAUCGAGUUCCACCAAAUGAAUAUCAAGAGCGAUUCCCGCCUCGAAACCCUCGUCCAAACUACCGAUCUCACAAUCAAUCUCGCUGCAAUUUACACCCCCGCGGAUUACAACACACGCCCUUUGGACACCAUCUUCGGCAACUUCAUUGAUGCUAUUCCGGUGAUUAAAUAUUGCACUGAGAACAAUAAGCGUUUGAUUCAUUUCUCUACGUGCGAGGUUUACGGGAAGACUAUAGGCAGCUUUCUCCCAGAAGAAUAUCGACAGGACCCCAAAUAUUUCAUGCUCAAGGAAGAUGUCACUCCUUGUAUUUUUGGUCCGGUUGAGAAACAGAGAUGGUCUUAUGCUUGUGCAAAGCAAAUGACUGACAGACUAAUAUAUGCUGAGCACGCGGAGAAUGGCCUCAAGUUCACCAUUGUGAGACCUUAUAACUGGAUUGGUCCAAGAAUGGACUUCAUUCCUGGUGUGGAUGGCCCAAGUGAUGGUGUUCCUAGAGUCCUAGCUUGCUUCAGUAAUAGUCUCCUGCGUGGCGAGCCCCUCAAACUUGUUGAUGGUGGGAGAUCACAGAGAACCUUUCUCUACAUCAAAGAUGCAAUUGAUGCUGUUGCGUUAAUGAUUGACAACCCUGAGAGAGCAAAUGGGUAUAUCUUCAAUGUGGGGAACCCAGACAAUGAAGUAUCUGUGAAGGAACUAGCUGAGCUUAUGAUAAAGGCUUAUGCAAAGGUGUCUGGUGCACCUGCCUCUAGUCUAUCAACCGUAGAUGUUAGUGCAGAGGAUUUCUAUGGUAAAGGCUAUGAUGACAGUGAUAGGCGCAUCCCUGACAUGACAAUUAUCACCAAGCAGCUUGCUUGGAAGCCAAAGACACUUCUUGAAGAACUGUUAGAUGUAACCCUCCAAUAUCAACACAAGACAUAUUCUCGUGCUAUCGAAAGAGAACUUUCAAAACCGUCAAAUUGACUACAAAUUUUCUUGGAGAUUCAGCUUUAUUUUUUUAAUGUAAACACGUCAAGAGGCAGACAAAUGUACAUGUUGCACUAAUUGUGAGGUUAUAGAUCACAAAUCAAGUGUAUAUCUAUAGUCAUAUAUUUUGUUAACUCUUUCCUGUAAAACUAUAGCUUUUUGAAUUAGAAUUCUUCCCUUUCUCUA
Molecule: messenger RNA, 1445 nt
Organism: Glycine soja
Lineage: Eukaryota; Viridiplantae; Streptophyta; Magnoliopsida; Fabales; Fabaceae
Product: UDP-D-apiose/UDP-D-xylose synthase 2-like
Exons: 9
Coding region: 111-1256 (381 amino acids)
Source: RefSeq, a predicted model, not a curated record